CUUGGUCCUUCCCCAAAAACGGCCGUGAGGCGAAUAAGGACUACUGGUAUCUGUUGAAUCCUUCAUUCCUCUCAAUUCCGAACAUCUCUCAUUCUCUCUCUAGAUGGAAACGACCAAUCCACAGCUCCUCUUAGCUCUUAUUACCACAACUUCUUGGUCUUUUCCGUCGCCGUGGCCGCUAUUUGAGGAGAUCUCACCGUUUUUUUUUUUUUUUUUUUUUUUUUUUUCUGUAAUUUUCUCUUUCGGAUCUCUGCGUCACUGAGUUUCAGAGAUAACGAUCGGUGCUGGAAAAUGGAGCCUGAGGUCAUAGAAUCAAACAUUCUGUUGCCUCAGCAUCUUAGUUUCAAGAAGGUACAAAUGUCAGAGAAAUACCCCAAAGGGGUUGCAAGAGGCAGACAUUGGAAGCAUUUGAAGCAGAUUCUUCAAGCUGAAAAUUACCUAACUUAUCCUUCUAGUGAACCCAACUAUGUUAAUAUUGAGUCACCUCCCUCUAUGUAUCCAUCAAAGAAAUUCUGUGAUAUAACAGGAUUUGAGGCACCGUAUGUUGACCCAAGGACAAACCUCCGCUAUGCAAAUGUGGAUGUGUUCAAGAGAAUAAGAUCACUACCCAAUGAGUAUGUUCAAAGGUACCUGGCUCUCAGAAAUGCUGCAGUUGUCCUGAGGUAGAUUGAGGACAUCAGAAAUUUUUGGUUGACUUCACUUGUCUUUCGAGGUGAACCACUGGGGAGGUCUGUUGUUGGGUUAUUUGCAAUGAUGACAGACAAAUCAUCCAAGGUCCCUUUACUGUAAAGUAAUACUGAACUACAUAAAAUGAAAGCAAAGCUUGAAAGACUAAGAGAUUAACUGGAUGAUGAAUUUAGACUAAAUCUACUGGAUGAUGAAUUUACACA
This is a messenger RNA of Macadamia integrifolia, 890 nucleotides long. RefSeq names its product INO80 complex subunit C-like. Gene Ontology annotation, cellular component: Ino80 complex. The coding region runs from base 292 to 666 and encodes 124 amino acids. The transcript has 4 exons. NCBI's taxonomy places the organism in Eukaryota, Viridiplantae, Streptophyta, Magnoliopsida, Proteales, Proteaceae. The record is from RefSeq and is a predicted model, not a curated record. Gene Ontology annotation, biological process: chromatin remodeling.